Molecule: messenger RNA, 498 nt
Organism: Mangifera indica (mango)
Lineage: Eukaryota; Viridiplantae; Streptophyta; Magnoliopsida; Sapindales; Anacardiaceae
Product: UDP-glycosyltransferase 71B2-like
Exons: 4
Coding region: 1-498 (165 amino acids)
Source: RefSeq, a predicted model, not a curated record
AUGAGUGAUCCUUUGGAAGAUUAUGCAGCUCUGUUUCAAAAAAUUGCUGCAGCAUUGCCUGGAAUGGAAACCCUAUCUUCAACCAAGCAAGAAGACAUGACUGAUAUGAAUGUGAGGUCUACUACUGGAAAUGCAUCACAGUCCCAAAUCUCAGUCAGCUACUUUUACAAGCCUGGGGGCUUCACUUUAUUUGUCUGCCUUCUAACAACAAGAAUACCACACAGAGACUGCCAUUCAGAGUCCAAAUCAGCUGGAAUCAUUGUAAAUACAGUUGAAACACUUAAAGAAACAACUCUUAAGGCAAUAUUAGAGGGACUGUACACUCCUGGAGAGCCAGCUCCGCGAAUUUAUUGCAUAGGGCCAUUGAUUGUGUCAAGAGAUAAAAGUGGAAGUGGUGGAAAGAAGUAUGAGUACUUGAAUCGGCUUGACUUGCAACCAAAAGGAAGUGUUGUAUUCUUGAGCUUUGGUAGUGUGGGAAAUUCUCAGCUAAGCAGUUGA